GUAUAGGUACGUCACAUGAACGUUCAUUAGUCCCGAUUCGAAUUAAACAUGUUAACAGGGUCCUCGUACUCGUACCGUUAAAUGCGUUAGAUUUAGCGGUAUUGUAUUUAUUACAUUUGAUAGUACACUUUCACAGAUGCUCCUACCUUCAACGCCGCGUAGACCCUAGUCUAUUCAUUCAGACAUUGGAAAGUGAUAUUUGACACUGUAUCUUUAUAGCUUCAUACAGUGUAAAAUUUUUAUCACGGAUGUGAUUUUUUUUUACGGUGAUGAAUUUUGUGUAAAUUGUAUUAUGCGAAUUGGUAAAAAAUAAUUACCUACUUUUUGGCAACUUGCAAGUUAUUUGAAAAAUGUAAUUUGAAAAAAAUGAGUAAAAUCGAAAAUUUAGUUAUCACAUUGUGUAUUUUUUCGUUCGUCUCGGGUCACCAGUUAUCUUUGGAAAAUGUCAACUGGAAAAAUUUCUCGCUCGAGGAUUUGGUUUUCAGAGAGGAAAAAGUUAUGCAUUUACCGGUCCCGACUCCUCAUGUAUUAAAUCGACCGCCUAAUCGUAUUACAUCACCAAAUAAUAACAGUGGAUCAAGUUCAGAAGUUUUAAAAGAAGUUUCGGAAACGGAUUUAUAUCUGUUGGGUGCCAUCGAAAAACUCGUUUACAGAUUGGAUUUAAUGGACCAACGAUUAAGACGAGCCGAAGAGUUAAUCCAACAUGUCAUGGAAGGAAGUAAUAUCAAAAGACAAGAUCCGUGUCCUGCUAAUUUCACGAGAGUGGCUCGCAAUUGUUACUACUUCAAUGAACGGCAGUACAACUGGAAAUCAGCUAGUUCAAUGUGUAAAAGCUUAGGUGGAAAUUUGGUUGAACUUGAAAGCAAAGAGGAAUUUGUGGAAAUGAUCACCUAUAUUUUAUCAGAACCAACAAUCCGAGGUCAUGAUUAUUGGACUGGCGGAUUGAAUCCAGGUUUAUUGUGGAUUUGGUCAAACAGUGCUAGACCAGUAGUACCGAAGAAUUCGACAUUACCGGAAGAUAACAUAGCUGGAACAGGAAGAUGUUUAAAAUUAGGGUAUACAGGAUCAAACAAGAUAUAUUCUUACAGCGGAGCAGAAUGUUCGAUUCGUUUCAGAUUCAUCUGCGAACAUGAGGAAAAUUUGACUGAUCGAGCUUUAAAUAGGAUUCAUAAGUCAUUGAAAAUUGAAUAUUGAUUUUAGAUAAACCUGAUAAUUAUAUAUUCGAGUAAUUUAUUUAUUUUAAUCAAUACGUAAGCAACAUUGCAUUUUUAUAGUUAAGACAUAUAAGUACGCCAACUAUUUGUAUGAAUAAAUAAACGUCAUGUACAGCAAA
Messenger RNA from Planococcus citri (citrus mealybug), 1333 nucleotides. Its product is annotated as C-type lectin domain family 2 member L-like. The record is from RefSeq and is a predicted model, not a curated record. NCBI's taxonomy places the organism in Eukaryota, Metazoa, Arthropoda, Insecta, Hemiptera, Pseudococcidae. The transcript has 5 exons. Bases 367 to 1194 code for a protein of 275 amino acids.